Messenger RNA from Bombus pascuorum, 7414 nucleotides. RefSeq names its product diacylglycerol kinase eta. The record is from RefSeq and is a predicted model, not a curated record. Bases 779 to 5251 code for a protein of 1490 amino acids. Gene Ontology annotation, molecular function: protein binding; ATP-dependent diacylglycerol kinase activity. Lineage: Eukaryota; Metazoa; Arthropoda; Insecta; Hymenoptera; Apidae. The transcript has 23 exons. Gene Ontology annotation, biological process: lipid phosphorylation; intracellular signal transduction; diacylglycerol metabolic process.
UACAUCCCAGUAUAUCGAGCAAUUUCUUGAAAAACAAGAAUUAAUAAGAAAACGAAAGAAAAGAAUACUUUAGAAAAUUAUACGAUACAAUUAGUUGCGUUUUGAUUAUAAUUAAAUUAUAACAGUUAGAGAUAUAUUAUAUCACAGCCUACUUUAAAUACGAUCUAUGGCGAAGCUAAAUCUGGCAACGGUGUCAAGACUUUCAUUUCAAUGUAAACAUAACCUAGCUAGUAUGAUUUUCCACGAUUAUGUUCAUAAUAAAAUGUUUGUGACAGUAUAUUUUAUCACAGUAAAUGAGAUUAAAUAAUGCUGCAGUGAAACAAUUAUAGUGCAAAAUAGUAUAUGUACCAGAAAGAUAGCACGCAUGCAUCAUCUUCAGUUCUUACGUCAUAAUUAUGAUAACGUGAAAAUUGCAAAUGUUCUUCUUAUGGUAAAGAGAUUUGAACAAUAUGAAAGAACUACAUUGACAAUAUAAGUUACGUACACAAUAAGAUUUUACGAUAAUGCAUUACGUUUUCAUUCGGAUAUUUAUUUAUAAAUGAGGUGACAUGACAUGCGCCAUGGAAAAUAGGACAUAGCAAUGGCUUAAAGAAGAAGAAAAGAGCAUCGUGCGCACACUAUUAUUAUAUACUUCCGUUAUUUCGAUGCUCAAUACAUUUUGUUAUAUUUUUCGUAUGUUCAAAAAUUGUUUUUUAUCGUUUGAAUGUAAUAUUUGUUGUUCUUUGAAGUACGUGCAAAUUAUAUACAUACAAAUGUUGUGUUUGAGAUUGCAAUUCAAAUGUCACCGAAGCAACAGAGAACCCGUACUCGAUUCAAGGUGAUAACUCCAUUUCGAUCACUGGUUCUCUGUGGCAAAAGUAAACAAGAAAUGGAAGAUUGGUUGAAUGCAUUAAGAACAGUAACAAAAAAUCAUACUCAGACAGAUUCUGGAAUUGCAGAAAUGCUUAGUGGUAAUCAUCAGUGGUAUGCAACAAGUCAUGCAAGACCAACUUACUGUAAUAUUUGCAGAGAUGCUCUUUAUGGUGUUACUUCCCAUGGUUUAAGUUGUGAAAUAUGUAAAUAUAAAGUACACAAACGAUGCAGCAUAAAAGCAAUAAAUAAUUGCAAAUGGACCACAUUGGCAUCUAUUGGCAAGGACAUUAUUGAGGACCAAGAUGGGAACAUUACUAUGCCACAUCAAUGGAUGGAAGGCAAUUUACCAGUAUCCUCAAAAUGUUCUGUAUGUGACAAAACUUGUGGCUCUGUACUCAGGCUUCAAGAUUGGAGGUGUUUGUGGUGCAGAGCUACAGUACAUACAGCUUGUAGACCAGCCAUAAGUGUUAAGUGUCCAUUAGGACCAGUUAAAUUGAGUGUAGUUCCUCCUACAGCACUGCAUAGUAUAGGUAGCGAUGAAGCUUGGGAAGCUACAAGACCUACUGGAUGCAGCCCACUUUUAGUAUUUGUAAAUAGUAAAUCAGGUGACAAUCAAGGUAUUAAAUUUCUUAGAAGAUUUAAACAAUUAUUAAAUCCAGCACAAGUAUUUGAUCUUAUAAAAGGAGGACCAGGACCAGGGUUAAGAUUAUUCCGUCACUUCGAUCCUUUUCGUAUAUUGGUAUGCAGUGGAGAUGGAUCUGUUGGUUGGGUUCUUUCUGAAAUUGAUCGCUUAGGAAUGCAUAAGCAGUGUCAAGUUGGAGUUCUACCAUUGGGAACUGGAAAUGACCUAGCACGUGUGUUGGGUUGGGGAUCUUCUUGUGAUGAUGAUGCUCAUUUACCCCAGUUAUUGGAGAAGUAUGAGAAAGCAGGCACAAAAAUGCUUGAUCGGUGGAGUAUUAUGACUUUUGAACGUAGCAUAUCUUUGCCAUGUCCUAAAAGUGUUUUAAGUCAUUCUAAUACUACAUUAAAAUCCAGCAUUAUUCAUCAAUAUGAGGAUAAUGUUGUUACUCAUAUAACAAAUAUUUUAGAAUCAGACGAAGAAAAUGUAGUUUUAUCUAGUAUUAGAAUUUUAUGUGGCACAGUGAAAGAUUUUGCAACAUAUAUAUUGGAAAAUGUAAACUCAGAGGACCAACAAGUGGAAGAAAAAUGUAAAAUACUUCAGCAAAAACUUAAUUCAUUUUUAGAAAUAUUGUGCAAAGAAGAAGGAUAUCUAACUGAGCACUUAGAUGAUGCAGAUAACAUUACUUUAAAUACUGAAAUUUCUGUUUCACCUGAUAAUUGUGAAAAAGGUGUAUUAGAAAAACCUGAGAAAGAUAUAACAAAUUUGAAAAAAGUUGAAAAAAGGAGACAACUUAUAGAAAAGGAAACUGUAAUUUCAAGAGCAAACAGUUUGAAAAGAAUUGUAAGAAAACUUGUGGAAUAUUCUCAUUUGGUUAUAGAUAAUCAGAUUAAUAUAAAUACAAAACAUACUGCUAAAAUAGGAAAUACAAAUAGUUCACUAGAAGAUGGUACUGUAUUAAAUUCAAUAUCAAAUAAAAGACAACAAUUGGAUAUCCCUGGUUUAAGAGUGGAUCAUGUUGAUAAUUUAUCUGCAGGACCAUUAAUAGAAUCUGUAAGAAGUGCAGAUAAUUCAACAUGUACUAGUCCAGUGCCUAACUUGGCAUCUUUGAGUCCAAUACCUGAUCUUAGGAGAGAUUCUCAACCUGAGGAAUUAUUGACAUUACCUGCACCUGAUGGUUUUGCUGAUAGUAGACGAAAUAGUGAAAAUUUACCGCAAGAUUCAUUUAACUUUCAACUGCCUCCAGCUCAGUCUGUGUCUCUGGAUAAUGAGCAAGAAGCAGAAACACCUGAAUCUAAUGAUCAACAAAUAUCUGACUCUAAUAACAUAGAUAUUUCUUCAGAAUUUCAAAUUAGUGUUACAAGAACUACUUUUGACACAAGUUCACCUUCGGAAGAUGGAACUACACAAGACAUUUCUUCUGACAUAGAUUCAAUUCAAUCACCAGAAGAACAUGAACAAAAACUUGAAAAUAAAACUAAAAUGGAAGUAACUAAAGAGUAUAUAGGUAGUGAUGCAUUUGAUUCUGAAAUUAGGCACAUUGAUUCUCCCGAUAAUUCAGAAAUGGUCACUAGUGAAAUACAAAAUUCUGAAAGUUUAAUAGGACAAGAUUUGACUAGUAUAAUAAAUGGAGAAGAAUAUGAUUCUGUAAGAGAGUAUCUAGAAAAUGAAUUAGAAAAUACAGAUUUUACAAAUGAAAUUGCUAGACGAUCAUUUAAAAGAUCAACAAAGAGUUCUACUGUUAUAGAAAUAGAGAACAAAAUUAAGUACAAAGUGGGAUCAACAGGACAGAAAGUAAACGAAGCUAAUAAAUUUAAAGAUUCUCAAGAUGCUAAAGCAUCUGAUUUACUAAGCCCUGUAUGUUGCUUUACUGUAUCUUCGGAAACAACUCCAACAAAUGAAAAACCUAAUAACUUUCCACCUACAAUAAGUGUUAUAAUUAAUCCUCCCAGCCCAUCAAUGUCGAUUGAAAGUCAGCACGAUUCAGAUGUAGACUAUAAAAUGAAUCCUUAUUUAAGACGACACAUUGGUGAAAGUAUGGAAAGAUUAAGUGUAGAACUACCAGAAUCGGGUUUCUCUCCUCAAGCAACUCGUCGGAUUAGUAGCGGAAGUUUGUUAAAAGCGUCAGAAGUUGUUUCUUUAGCUGCUACAGCUGCGAGAUUUGGUGGUUCUAAUGCAAGUUUACGUCAUGAAAGAGUGAAAUCUGUUGAAAAAACAGAAGAUGUUAAAAAGCUACCAAUUAUUAACCCAUUAGUUCGGUUACCUAUGUGGCCAAACGUCAGUGGUGGAACAGGACUUAUUAGUCAAGCAUUACUUGCAAAUGCAGAUGCACUAUGUGCUGCUGUAUCACCAUUAAUGGAUCCUGAUGAAACAUUAAUGGAAGGCUAUUUUGAACGUUGUGUUAUGAAUAAUUAUUUUGGAAUUGGCAUAGAUGCAAAAAUUAGUCUUGAUUUUCAUCAUAAAAGGGAAGAACAUCCUGAAAAAUGUCGUUCACGAGCAAAAAAUUACAUGUGGUAUGGUGUAUUAGGAUCUAAACAAUGGUUACAAAAAACAUAUAAGAAUCUUGAACAAAGAGUACAAUUAGAAUGUGAUGGUCAACGGAUACCAUUGCCUUCAUUACAAGGAAUUGUUGUAUUAAACAUUCCAAGCUUUAUGGGUGGUACAAAUUUUUGGGGAGGAACAAAAGAAGGAGAUUUGUUUUUAGCACCUUCAUUUGAUGAUCGUAUAUUGGAAGUUGUAGCUGUAUUUGGUUCUGUUCAAAUGGCUGCAUCACGAUUAAUUAACUUACAACAUCAUAGAAUUGCACAGUGUCAAACAGUUCAAAUUAAUAUUUUGGGUGAUGAGGGAGUUCCUAUACAAGUUGAUGGUGAAGCUUGGAUUCAACCUCCUGGUAUUAUACGUAUUAUACAUAAAAAUCGUAUGCAAAUGCUUUACAGAAAUAGGGCACUUGAAACAUCCUUAAAAACAUGGGAGGAAAAACAACGCAAUACACUCAAUGCAAUAUCUCAGUCAGCAUCUACUUUGAGCAAUACACAAUUGCAAUCACAACCUAGGUCUCUACAAUCACAUAAACCAUCAUAUUUAAAUGAUGAUGAAAUGUAUAUUCUGUUGGGAUUUAUCGAAGUAGUUACAACUUUAGUUAAAUGGGUCAAACUUCUCAUUAUAUCACAUCCAAGUUUGGAACCAGAUUUGUACCAAGUUGCAGCACGAACAGCACAAGCUCUUGAACAAGUUCAUCCAGAUGGAAAAAUUUUGCAAGGAAUUAAUUUAAGACCAGUAGUAACAGAGUUGGUGUCAAGUGCAAGACAACUUUAUGAAGACUCAUGCGAAUUACUCAGAGAUAAAGCACAGAGUCUAAAAUUACGGGAAGACUUAGAAAAUAAACUAUCAUUUUCUUUGGCCAGUAUGGAACAGGAAUUAAAGAAAUUUACGUUUGAUGAAGGAGGUACAGGAUUAGUAUAUUUACAAAACUUACCAUCAGAUGAGCAGGGAGAUAGAAAGAAUCGUCAUAGAGGUUUGUUCUGGUUAAAGUUUCGACGUUCAGGGGCUAAUUCUGGAGCACAUACUAUUCGAGAUCAAGUUACUACAUGGGGUGUACAAGAAGUGUGUUCCUGGUUGGAGAAUUUACAGUUGGGUGAAUAUACUGAUAAAUUUGUUUCUCACGAUAUACGAGGUAGGGAAUUAUUAUCAUUAGCCCGUAGAGAUCUCAAGGAACUUGGUAUUACUAAAGUAGGACAUGUUAAACGAAUCUUACAAGCUAUCAAUGAUCUAAAUAAUUAGGUAUAUUAUAAUAAUAAUUUAAACAUUUAAAAGUAUAAAAUAUACAAUCAAUAAAAUAAUAUGUUAUGCCAGUUAAUAACUAUCUGGAUGCUGUAUAACGUAGGUUUUGAAUUACAGAGAUUGACUAAGGAGUAGGACAAGGAUUGAAUCCUUAUAAUUAAAAAUUUUAUGUAACAAUAACAUGUAAUACAAGUAUAACACAAAUAUUCUAAUAAAAAGGGCACUUAGUGUGACACAGCAGUGUUAUAAGAAAAUUAUUUUCUGCACUGCUGUAUAUGACAAAAUAAUAUUACUUGUGCCAAACUGUUGAACUGGUUUUAUGUCAAAAGACAAAUAUUUAUAUAGGAAUUAUAAGGAAAACAUUUUAUCUUUAAAAAAAUACAAAUAUGUUAUAGUCAUGUCUAAUAAGAUAUAUUUUAAUGCAAUUCCUAUUACAAAAUAUUAUUAGACAUGAGCAUAGCAUUAAUAAUGCAUUUAUUAAACAAAAGAUUUAAACAGUAUAAAAAUUCAUUAAACUAUAAUUUAAGUUAUAUUUGUUCCUUUGUGUAAUGUACAAAAAAAAUUGAAGACUUUGAUAAUCAUAUAUUGAUGUAAAUUAUAAGUUUGAAGAUAUGUAUUAUAUCAUUGUUUGUUGUUUUUUAUAUUUGAUACACGUUACAACUUAGGAUUUCAGCUAAGUUUGCUUACAACAGUAUUAAUACAUUUGAAAACUACAUUCUAAAUUUAGAUAUGGAAUAAGUAUUGUCAAUUAUAUAAAUAAUUUACAUAUGUAUAUUCAAUUUACAAUUUAUAUUAUUUUACUCUGAGUUUAGUUCCCUGUGCAAAAAAGUAGAAUGUGUAUGUGUAUAUAUAUAUAUAUAUAUAUAUAUAUAUAUAACUAUGUUUGAGGAGAAACUAUAUUUAUUACAAUAUGUAUUGAAUGACCUAAAUUCAUAAUCGUUGAAAUGAAAUUGGUGACGGAAACUAAUAUAAUUUAAUAUUUUCAUAUAGCACACAGAAAGCAUUUCUUAUCUUAUUUGAUGCUGCAAUUAAACCAUAAAUUUUAAGCAAUACUUACAAAAUUAUUGAUAGAUAUUAAAUUUCUGUAAUAAAAUAGCUUGGCAAAUACAAUUUUCGUUAUAUAUAUGUUAUACAUAUUAAAUUUAAUGAACAUGGAAAACUACAUAUAUUAAAUUGUAAGAUAAAGCAAAGAUAAAAGAUGUUAUUAUGAAAAAUUAUGCUAAUAAUUCAAUUACAAUACUUUAAUAAAGAUUACAAUAUCCAUUAAAAAAUUAAUUUUUACACAUAUAUAUACUGACAUAAAAAAAUAAUUUUUCAUCUAUUAUAUAUAAUGUAUUUAUUACAAUAUUCUUAGAAUUGCUUAUAUUUGUAUAAAAUUAAAAAAUUUUCUGUUGCGUAGUUUAUAAAGUAUUUCAUUUUUUAAAUUCUUGAGUAUUAAAAGAUAAAAAGCAGUUCACAAAUAAUGACUGAUGAGUAUACGAAACCGCUGGAAGUUAUGUAUUGAAAAAAAUAAAUAACAAACUACUGUAUGUGCUAUGUGUACAUAAACUGUGAAAAAUAAUGCAAAAUUUAUACAGUACCAUGAAUCAUAAAACUUACAACAAUUACAUGUUUAUCUUUGCAUUAUGAUUAUACCAAUUACAAUUUAAUAGUUUAAAACAAUGUCUUCGUAUUUUUAUUAUGUACAGUUAAAAUUAUAUGUCCUGUAAAUUUUUAUUUAUUAAUAAAUUAUAUAAUAUUAUAUAUAUAGUAUAUAUACAUACACAUAUGCACAAACAAACAAAAUAUUAUACGUAUAUAGAAAAAUAACACACUGUGUACAUAAAGUGCUCUGCAAUUUUUUUAUCACGUUUAAAUUUCUAACUAAAUUAAAAGAUAUUUAAGAAAGCAUUUUUAACAUAAUGCAACAUGAUUAAAUGAAAGUGAUAUUUAAUUUCUAUGAUCAUAUUAUAACAGUCUUGAAACAAACAAUGAUUAGGAUGAUGAUGAUAAUACUGGUAAUGACAAAGAAAAAUGUAUGUCACCUGCCAAUGGCAAUAAAAAUAUCAUGUACAAAUUUAUUGAGAAACUGAGGAAACAAGUUUUUUAAAUGUAUCAUAAUUUCAAUGUUGCUAUGUUAAAACAAGGCUGCUGUAACAAAGAAAGAAAAAAAUUUGUUUAACA